AUGGGGAUACAGGAGCAACAACCUCUUUUGAGGCCGUCAGCUAGAUACCAUCCCAUACCAGAUGCCCAAGAGCCUCAAAGCGCCUCCGAUGAAUCUUUGACUCUUUUGCCCGACUCCUUGCCGGGAGCAACCUAUACAAAAACUCUAAACUGGUCAAGCGCGUACAUACUGGUUGUGUCACGCGUGAUUGGAAGUGGUAUUUUCGCUACACCAGGGUCCAUUGUCAGAUCUGCCGGAAGCAUCGGACUUACCCUACUAGUAUGGCUGGCGGGAACGAUCUUGUCAGGAUGCGGUCUCGCUGUGUCGAUGGAAUUUGGCUGUAUGCUCCCUCGCUCGGGGGGAGAAAAGGUGUACCUCGAGUAUACCUAUCCGCGACCGCGAUUCCUCGCCUCUAGCUUGGUUGCUGUUCAAGCGGUGCUUCUGGGAUUCACCGCGAGUAACUCCAUUAUCUUUUCGAAAUACACAUUCUUCGCGCUUAGCAUCGAGCCCACUGAGCUUCAGCAUAAGCUACUCGCCAUCGGUCUGUUGACGGCCAUUACUAUCGUCCAUGGUGUCUUUUUGAAGACUGGUAUCUUUGUUCAAAAUGUCCUAGGAUGGGUCAAGAUUUUCCUGAUUGGCGCAAUGUCAUUGACUGGACUAUGGGUCGUUUUCCUUCGCUUCAGUGGAGAUAUCGGUGAUGUGUCUCCAGGAUCAAGCGUCGGUGCCUUUUCGUGGGACUCUAUCUGGGAAGGGUCGAAUUGGAGCUGGAGUUUGCUCUCGACUGCGUUGUUCAAAGUCUACUACUCCUACGCCGGAUUGAGCAACAUCAACAAUGUCCUCAAUGAGGUGCAUGAUCCAGUCGGAAUAGUGAAGACCGUGUGCCCUACAGCACUUCUCACGGCUGGAGUCUUGUAUUUCCUGGCUAAUCUGUCAUACUUUCUUGUCAUUCCUCUGGAGGAAAUCAAGAACAGCGGAGAGCUUGUCGGCGCAUUGCUUUUUGAAAGACUAUUUGGUGAUCAUAUCGGAAGGAUAUUCUUUCCUCUGGCGAUCGCCAUUUCUGCUGCUGGGAAUGUGAUGGUGGUGACAUUUGCUCUGGCACGGGUCAACCAAGAAAUAGCUCGACAGGGCUUUUUACCGUGGCAGAACAUUCUCUCUUCUACAAAACCAUUUGGAACCCCUCUUGGUGGACUGAUCGUGCACUAUAUCCCGUCCAUUCUGGUCAUAGGACUACCGCCCCAAGGCGAUGUCUACAACUUCAUCCUAGACUUGGAAGCAUACCCAGGCCAAGUAGCUGCUUUGGCAGUUACCGUUGGCUUGUUGAUAGUUCGCUAUCGAGAGCCAGAUCUUCCACGGCCUUUCAAAGCAUGGCUACCAGCUGUCUGGCUACGCGUCGUGGUCUGCCUCACAUUGCUAGUAACGCCGUUUAUCCCACCCCCCAACUGGAAAGGCGACGUUAAUUUCUUUUACGCUGCCUAUGCUCUUGUCGGCAUUGGAAUAAUACUUUUCGGUGUCCUUUACUGGUAUAUUUGGACUGUGGUAAUUCCCAGAAAGGGAGGCUACAAGCUUGAAGAGGAGAAGGAAAUUUUAGCGGAUGGGACUAGUAUCAUCAAACUCGUUCGCACAUAUGGCGACUAG
Molecule: messenger RNA, 1614 nt
Organism: Penicillium brevicompactum
Lineage: Eukaryota; Fungi; Ascomycota; Eurotiomycetes; Eurotiales; Aspergillaceae
Product: putative methionine permease
Exons: 4
Coding region: 1-1614 (537 amino acids)
Biological process (GO): amino acid transmembrane transport
Cellular component (GO): membrane
Molecular function (GO): L-amino acid transmembrane transporter activity
Source: RefSeq, a predicted model, not a curated record